GCCGACCACGGCCGCUCGUCCAUCCGGCCCGUGCGCCCUAACGCACGCAAAUUCGCGCGUUCCUACUCUAUACGAUGAAAUGUAAAUAUUUAUGGAUGUCAGUUUUGAGUUGUUUAGAUUGGCUGUGAAAUUCAAGGUGAAAAUGAAAUCAGCAAGGCGUGUUCGAGUGCAUGAAGAUGCUAUACGUCAUAGUGAGUGUAAGCGUGGCGGCGACCGGCUGGCGACGCCGCGGAUGUCGCUACUCGGCAAGCCACUCAACUACCGCGCCACGCGACGCGACGCGCGCUACCGACGCCUGCAAUCCAAGUUCUACAACUUCCUUGAACGCCCGAGGGGAUUCAAAGCCGUCCUCUAUCAUAUGAUUGUGUUCCUGAUGGUGUUUAUGUGUCUCUCGCUGUCGGUGUUCUCUACUAUCGAGGAGUACGAAGCUAAAGCAGGCAUCGUCCUGUUCUAUAUGGAGACAGUAGUCGUCGUCUGGUUCGCCAUUGAAUUUAUUUUAAGGCUCUGGUCAUCAGGAUGCAGGUCCCGAUAUCAAGGAUCAAUAGGACGACUAAAGUUCUUAAAGCGGCCUUUUUGUAUAAUAGAUGUAACAACAAUAAUGGCGUCGUUGGUGGUGCUGGGCAUGGGAUCUUCAGGGCAGGUGUUCGCUGCGUCAGCUCUACGGGGUUUGCGAUUUUUCCAAAUACUUCGCAUGGUGCGGAUGGACCGGCGUGGCGGCACGUGGAAACUGCUCGGCUCUGUAGUGUAUGCACAUCGUCAGGAAUUAAUAACAACUUUAUACAUAGGCUUCCUCGGCCUUAUAUUCGCAUCGUUUUUAGUUUAUUUAGCAGAAAAAGACGUCGCCGACACGAAAUUUAAAAACUUUGCUGAAGCUUUAUGGUGGGGUGUUAUCACGCUGUGCACGGUCGGGUACGGCGACAUGGUGCCUCAGACUUGGCAGGGGAAAUUCAUCGCCUCCUUCUGCGCGCUAUUAGGGAUAUCGUUCUUCGCUCUACCCGCUGGUAUAUUAGGAUCGGGUUUCGCGUUAAAAGUGCAGCAGCAACAGCGACAGAAGCACAUGAUCCGGCGGCGGCAGCCUGCAGCCACGCUCAUACAGGCGCUUUGGCGGUGCUACGCCGCCGACGAGCAUUCCAUGAGCGUCGCCACCUGGAAGAUACAUCAGAUACCACUGCCUAGCCCACAGACCAGUCGGGUUAUGAGCGCGUCAUUCAAGAACAAUGCAUCGUUUGUGUCGCGGCUGCCGACGAUCCGGCGGCACAAGAGUACGUCGCUGCACUCGCCUGCGCCCGUUCCCGCGCCCCACGCCAAGCACCGCUACGACGUCAACGCUAGCGCUGAAAAUCUCGGCGCGAGCCGCCCGCCGGGCGGCCGGGUCGUGCGCGCUCGACCCGUCAACCCUUCGCACAGCGAGGACUCAGUGGCUGAAACGGCGCUCUCCAAACGAAACUCCGAUGACGAGGAUGAGGAGCCCCGUUGUGUGACAUUAACUCCGCGACAUAAAGCUGCUAUCAGAUUUAUAAGGAAGCUCAAGUACUUUGUCGCGCGCAAGAGAUUUAGAGAAGCAUUGAAACCUUACGACGUGAAAGACGUCAUAGAACAGUACUCCUCCGGGCACGCCGACCUCCUAAACCGCACCAAGAACUUGCAGUACAGGUUAGAUCAAAUUCUCGGCAAGCAAGGCUCGAAAGCCAAAGACGUGUAUGCAUCUAAAAUCAGCCUAGCUUCCAGAGUUGUUAAAAUUGAAAGACAGGUUGAUGACAUAGAAAGUAAGUUAGAUCAUCUAUUAGAAAUGUACGAAGAGGACAGACGGGCGACAAGGCGGCUGGGCGCUGCUAACGGCGAGGGCGGCGGCGGGCCGGGCGAGAGCGCUGGUCGAGCGAGGCCCGCCAUCGCCGACAAGCAGUGCUCUGAGCCCAACUCCCCCGUGUCGCGCGCCUUCGAGCCCGCCACCGCCCCUACCGCCCUUGCUGCCCCGCACCUCAAGCGGCCCAUGAAUAGAGGAUAUUCAGAUCUGGGUACUAGAUUUAUGCGCAAAAAAGUCAUCGUCAAAACAUCGUCAUCAAACAGAAAUGGAGAAUCGCCUCGGGACGAUGAAGUAGUUAUAGUAGUGCCGACUGAUCGCGAGGACACUCCACCCCGCCUCGCCACUGACAGCUCAGAAGUUUGUGCAAGCUGUUCAGUAGAGGUAGAAACAGAAGCGGAGGCAGGAGGAACGCGCUCAGGGAGCUCCGGGUCACCGUCGUGGUGCGAGGGAGAAGGUGAGGGCGAGGCAGGGGAUGAGCGGGGAUACGGCUCGGGUGACUCCCUCGCGGAGGACGCCGCGCUACUCGGCGCCACACAGCCUUCGCACCCCCCCAGACUCCUGCGCACACAGAGACGAGACGUCGCCGUCGAUCUGCACUUGCUCAGGCCCGAUGUAUGAGCAGCGCCACCCCUCGCGCCUCGCGCCGCGCACCACGCCAACAGCGACCUCUAUUUUAAUCGCACAACAACUUUACCCGCUCACGACUUGUCAUAGAUGCUUCAGCAUAGAAAUUGUCGGAGCAGAAAAAACGCUUCAAUAAUUAAAAUAAAGUAUCAUAAUAUAUGUAAGUCUCGUGCAGUGAUUAUUAUUAGACAAUUUGUACAACGAUUUAAAUAGUGUGAUUAAAUUAAGAUUAAAAUUCCACUCAUUUUAGAUGUAUAUAAAAGACCAAAGACUCAAAAGUAGACAUGGUACCUUUUAUAUGCAAGUACAUAAUUUAACUGGUUACGCUUAUCUCGUUACGACAUUUUGCUUAAACAAUAUAUUAUGUACGAAACCUAUAAAUAGGAGCUUUUGAGUUAAUCUUUAUUAAUGCAAGUAGGUGUUCGAUUUAAACUGUAUAUAAAUAUUAGAUUAAUUUAAGUACAUAUAUUAGAAUAUCCCAAUCAGAAAGCCACGAAUAACAGCUGCGGCGGAACAAACCACAUCUGCCUUGAUACUUAGAUUAAUGUAAAAGUUCUUAUACUUUUCUUCGCACGUCCCAAUAAAUAG
Papilio machaon (common yellow swallowtail) is the source of this 3016-nucleotide messenger RNA. RefSeq names its product potassium voltage-gated channel subfamily KQT member 5 (gene KCNQ). The record is from RefSeq and is a predicted model, not a curated record. Lineage: Eukaryota; Metazoa; Arthropoda; Insecta; Lepidoptera; Papilionidae. Gene Ontology annotation, biological process: potassium ion transport; transmembrane transport. Bases 92 to 2422 code for a protein of 776 amino acids. The transcript is spliced from 17 exons. Gene Ontology annotation, molecular function: voltage-gated potassium channel activity. Gene Ontology annotation, cellular component: membrane.